CGCAAAUCAGGCUGUAGGGUGAAGAGCCGAUUCCGGUGUGUCGUGGGGGAAGUGGGAGCCACGACUCGCACCUCGAGGCUGCCCGGACCAGCGGAAGGCACCAACGCACAGUUACAGGGACCAUGCAGCGCUGGCUCUCGCGGACGUCGAGCCUCUUCUCGGUGCGGACGCACCGCCGCAACUGGACGCAGCGGGCCGGUGGUUUGGUGGAGGCCGAGCUGCCGGCGAACCCCAUGCUGUUACUCGACGAGUGGCUGGCCGCGGCCCUGCAGGAUGGCCACAUCAUCGAGCGCGGUUUUGUGCUGGCGACGUCUUCUGCUGAAGAGGGCCCGACGGCGCGGACCGUGGUCUGCCGCGACGUCUGCGAGGACGGGUCGAUCACGUUUGGUACCAACCCUAACUCUCUCAAGGGCCGGAGUUUACGGGACGAGCCGCGCUGCGAGGCCGUGUUCCGGUGGGGCACGCGGCAGGUUCGGUUGAGAGGCACGUGUGCCGUCGACAAUGACAAUACAGAGGAGAUGUUCCGGACGCUGCCCCGGCCGGCCAGGGUCUCGCUGGAGCUCCUCCACCCCAUCGGUCAGGGGAACGACGUGUCCGAGGCAAAACAUCAGGAGCUCCUCGCCGAUGUCGAGGCGUCUUCCUUAGAUCCGCAGACGCCGCCCGCCACGUUCACGGCGUACCGCAUCACGGCCUCGACCCUCGAGUUCUACCAGUCGCUGCGCGAGGACUUUAUUGUGGACCGCUUCCUCUACGUGCGCGACGGCGCGGCCUGGAGCCCGCCGGUGCGUUUGGCCGGCUAGAAGAAGCCCGUGCAAUUGGACCAGCUGAUGUACAUACUGCAGCAAGCUCCUCCACCGCUUUGCGUCGCGCGCGCCGUCGCUCGGGCGCGCACGACGCCUCCCGUCGCUCCACCCUUCGCUCAAUUCGCUCUCAAGGCUGGCUCACGCGCUCGCUCCGCACAUGUCCGUGCUGAACGACGCGCCCUCUCCGUACAUUCGCGUGCACAUAUCUAUGCCUAAAAAACCAGUUAG
Molecule: messenger RNA, 1031 nt
Organism: Pelagomonas calceolata
Lineage: Eukaryota; Pelagophyceae; Pelagomonadales; Pelagomonadaceae
Source: the annotation of a GenBank genome assembly